AUGGCGUGUAAGAAAACCCUAACUCAGCGCCUCUUAAACAUCACAAAAAUGUCGUCGCAAUCUCUCUCAAAUUGUCGCAUUUCAUCGUCUUCUUUUCAAUCGCGGAUCCCUUCCACCGCCGCGAAUCGCGACAUUGCCCCGGAGCCCGGAGACGACGGUGUUUUCCGUAGGUUUCUUCAUAAGAGAGCCGGUUUCCAACCCGAGGUCAGAUCUCCGCCUCCUGCCGGGGAGAGUCUGAUCCAGAAACUCCGGGAGAUGGACAUUGCGAGGAACCGGAUCCGGUUGGACGGGUUGAGUCCGCCGGAGAAGGAGGAAUCGGCGGUGGAAGUCCAAGGUGUUCGGAAAUUGCUGAGAGCGGCGCAGCUUGAGGCGGUGAAGUCGAAGCUGAGGAAGAUCCAGCAGAAUUGCGUGACGUACUCGGAGUUUAUUCAAAUGUGCGGCGAGAAUUGUUCCGAUCAAGAACAAGCGAAGCAGAUUGCGAAAAUUCUGGAUGAUUCCGCAACUGUAAUCAUCUUAGGCGACGUCGUUUUUCUGAAACCUGAACAGGUAGCAAAAACAAUCCAGGCUCUACUCCCUGUACCAAAUAAAAAACGUAACGAUGCAGAAACAAAAGAACUUGAAGAAAUGGAGAAAGUGAAAGCAGCUAUUGACAACAAAGCUGAUGCAAAGGUCCGCUGUGAGCUCUGGGGCGGACUCGGUUUUCUGAUGGUACAGACAGCAGCAUUCAUGAGGCUCACAUUCUGGGAACUUAACUGGGAUGUAAUGGAGCCCAUAUGCUUCUAUGUGACAUCAAUGUACUUCAUGGCUGGCUACACAUUCUUCAUGAGAACAUCCAAAGAACCUUGCUUUGAAGGUUUCUAUCAGAGCCGUUUCAGCACUAAGCAGAAGCGCUUGAUGAAACUUCACAAUUUUGAUAUUGCAAGGUAUAAUCAACUCAAGGAUGGUUCGCCACUGGCAUCAUCUUUUGAGUUGAAUUCAACCACUGUUCAUCCAUUGAACCAAUUUCAGAGAACUUUUUGA
Molecule: messenger RNA, 1020 nt
Organism: Vicia faba (fava bean)
Lineage: Eukaryota; Viridiplantae; Streptophyta; Magnoliopsida; Fabales; Fabaceae
Source: the annotation of a GenBank genome assembly